Messenger RNA from Hippopotamus amphibius kiboko, 2174 nucleotides. It is a transcript of the gene MAP2K3, whose product is annotated as mitogen-activated protein kinase kinase 3. The coding region runs from base 234 to 1289 and encodes 351 amino acids. Gene Ontology annotation, molecular function: ATP binding; MAP kinase kinase activity. Gene Ontology annotation, biological process: protein phosphorylation; MAPK cascade. NCBI's taxonomy places the organism in Eukaryota, Metazoa, Chordata, Mammalia, Artiodactyla, Hippopotamidae. The transcript is spliced from 12 exons. The record is from RefSeq and is a predicted model, not a curated record.
CCCGAGACCGGCGGGCCAAUGGGCGUGUGGGGCGGGGCCUGCGUCGGCGCCGUCCGGCCCUGGCCUCCGCCGCGCUGCCCAGUCUGGCCCCGCCGCCGCCCGCCGCGAUCGCGUUGCUGCCGCAGCGCUGCCCCCCGCCCGGGCCGCCAGCCCGCAGCCAUGAGCGCGCUCCGCCCAGGCCGAGCUCGCCGCCCCCUGGACUAGCCUCGCUGCCGCCCCGACCCGCCUGCACCAUGGAGUCUCCUGCCCCGAGCUCGCCCGCCGCCGUGCCCGCGUCCAAAGGAAAGUCCAGGAGGAAGAGGGAUUUACGGAUCUCCUGCGUGUCCAAGCCGCCAGCGCCCAGCCCCACGCCCCCCCGGAACCUGGACUCCCGGGCCUUCAUCACCAUUGGAGACAGGAACUUCGAGGUGGAGGCAGAUGACCUGGUGACCAUCUCAGAGCUGGGCCGAGGUGCCUACGGGGUGGUGGAGAAGGUGCGGCAUGCCCAGAGCGGCACCAUCAUGGCUGUGAAGCGCAUCCGGGCCACAGUGAACUCGCAGGAGCAGAAGCGCCUGCUCAUGGACUUGGACGUCAACAUGCGCACUGUCGACUGCUUCUACACUGUCACCUUCUACGGGGCCCUCUUCAGAGAGGGAGAUGUGUGGAUCUGCAUGGAGCUCAUGGACACGUCCCUGGAUAAGUUCUACCGGAAGGUGCUGGACAAGGGCAUGACGAUCCCAGAGGAUAUUCUCGGGGAAAUUGCUGUGUCUGUGGUGAGGGCCCUGGAGCACCUGCACAGCAAGCUGUCGGUGAUACACAGAGAUGUGAAGCCGUCCAACGUCCUCAUCAACAAGGAGGGCCACGUGAAGAUGUGUGACUUUGGGAUCAGUGGCUACUUGGUGGAUUCUGUGGCCAAGACGAUGGACGCCGGCUGCAAGCCCUACAUGGCCCCCGAGAGAAUCAACCCGGAGCUGAACCAGAAAGGCUACAACGUCAAGUCUGAUGUCUGGAGCCUUGGCAUCACGAUGGUGCAGCCCAGGAUCGAGAUGGCCAUUCUACGGUUUCCUUAUGAGUCCUGGGGGACCCCGUUCCAGCAGCUGAAGCAGGUGGUGGAGGAGCCAUCCCCGCAGCUCCCAGCUGACCGUUUCUCCCCCGAAUUCGUGGACUUCACUGCACAGUGCCUGAGAAAGAACCCUGCAGAACGCAUGAGCUACCUGGAGCUGAUGGAACACCCUUUUUUCACCUCACACAAAACCAAGAAGACCGACAUCGCUGCCUUUGUGAAGGAGAUCCUGGGAGAGGACUCGUAGGGGGCUAGGCCUUGGACCCACGCCGGCCCUGUGGUGCCCCACAGCCCUCUGCUGGGGCAGUGCUUGCCCAUAAGCUACUGCCACCCUGGCCUUGGGCACCUGGGAGGAAUGCAGGGGGCUGCUCCUGCCUGACAGGCAACAGGCUGUUGGUCCCAAGUGCCAAAGAACCAGACCAUCGGGGCCCCCCAGUGCCUCUGCCCCUGCUGCUCCAAGGACCCCGAGACUCUGGACUCACAGAGAAGGCAGUGGUGCCUUGUGCAGGCCACUGCCUUGGCCCAGCCCUGGACGCCACCCAAGUUGUAUAUUUUUUUUAUCUCUUGACUGAAUGGACUUUGCACACUUGGCCCAGGCUGGCCACACCUCUGUCCCAGCAUCGGUGGAGGGACCCAGGAGGGGGAGGAGCCACGUGAAUCCCCUGGAGCCCCCACAAGGCAGAUGCCAGAGCCGCCGAGGCCUUCACCCCAGCACCGGCAGACCAGGGCUCUAAGGGCACUGGGGCCACCUCGUCCCUGUCUGCUGCCUCUAGGGGUUUUGUUUCACUUUUAUUUUUUUAAUUUAUCCUCUUGAUUUUUUUCUUUUGCUUUGUGGGUUUGGCUGGUUUUUCUUGCAUGGUUUGGAGCCGAUCACUUUUCCAUCACCUGCUAGGGGACCAGCAGGCUAAAACCUGCCCUCUCUGCUCAGGCUGGGGUCUAGGGGGAUGGGCCCGGGGAGGUGCCAGGGGAGCCAUCCAGCUCCCUCUCUUCGAGGAUCGGCUCGAUGGGGGCUAUGGAUUUGCUUUUCGUAUUGUUUAAAAAAAAAGAAAAUAUAUUUUUUUGAAGAAGGGACUGCCCGUUCGGGGUCCUAUCCCUGAUGGGUUUGGGCAGUUGCCUGAUUGCUGUUUUAAUU